AUCGUAGAUGAUGAAGAAACAGUCAAAAAAGUAUUGGAACAUGGUCAACAUAAAGAAUGGGCGCGAUGUCCUCGAUGUGAACAUUUGGUAGAGAAAGUAAGUGGAUGUAUUACUAUGCGUUGUGUAUGCGGCGCCUAUUUUUGUUAUCGUUGUGGGGGUUUAUCUCAAGAUCAUAGCUGUAUCAAUAGAUGCCAAAAUUUCACACCACAAGAGCUAAGUAAAGCUCGUAAUAGCAUGUUUGAUCAUACCACAAAGAGAAUCAAGACCAAAAAUUUAGCUUGA
Messenger RNA from Gilbertella persicaria, 282 nucleotides. RefSeq lists its product as uncharacterized. Lineage: Eukaryota; Fungi; Mucoromycota; Mucoromycetes; Mucorales; Choanephoraceae. The record is from RefSeq and is a predicted model, not a curated record. The transcript has 3 exons. The annotation marks the transcript as partial.